ACAGCCACGCACAGUGGCUAACGAUGGGGCGCUAUGGAGAGUUAUUGGCCCAGGAGUUUAGGUUUAGUGCUUGGGACGAUUGCCUGUAACUGCAGAAUUGCUGUUUCAAUCCCUGCUCAGGUUGCUCCUCCUUAAAUCCCCAUACAUGUAGAGAGUCAUUCUAAAUGACUGAAGUCUAACUGUAAUGUUUGUUUGUCCAUCUACAGGACCAUAACAGAGCUUAUGAAGCAACCCGGAGGAGAGGUGAGCUCAGUGGAAAGUACAAUCACCAACCCCCCUAUCGGAACCAACGGCAUCUCAGCUAGGAUGCUACGCAGCCGCAGCGAGCACUACCACCUGAACAAUUCAGCCUUCUAUCCAGGAAUGCCUCACCCCCACAGCAACCUCAGUGGACUGGGCCUCAACAAGUACACCUCCCUCAGGGCUGUGGCGGACACCGCCUCUCGGGGCUACUAUAAGAGCUACCCUUUGAUGGACUUCUCCCAGUACCAGGCAGGCCCUUCAGCCUUCCAGCCCAUCUCCCUGCACCCCAAAGACAAGUCCUACCUACACCAAGACCACCACCAGCUCUCCUCCCAGCACAACCUCCACGCCCCCCUCUCCAUCUCCAUCCCCCAGAGCCACCUGGAGAGGUCCUGUUUGCCCAAGACCACCAGCCACCCCCUGUUCUCCAGCUCAGCCUUCAAAGCCUGGGACACCAGUGGACGCCACGUCCAGAGGCAGACCUCCCACCCUGGGCACAUCUCGGCCCACCGGCAUGCCUACUCCACCAGGAGACAGCACAGUGUAGAGAAUUUCCCGGAGCUGUUCAACCACCCUGUGCCGUACAGCCACCCAUCCUCCUACCACCACACUAGGCAUAAGAGCUACUCCACCAACAGCAAGACGGAGGUCACUGUCUGA
Salmo salar (Atlantic salmon) is the source of this 903-nucleotide messenger RNA. The record is from RefSeq and is a predicted model, not a curated record. Lineage: Eukaryota; Metazoa; Chordata; Actinopteri; Salmoniformes; Salmonidae.